CUUUUUCAAGUUAUUCCUUUUUAAAGCUAAAUAUGCGGCUUGAUAGUGGAGAAAUUAAUGGGUUAUCAUAAAACUACUUACUAUAAGAAAAGUGAGUCUCCCGUAUCUCAACCCUCUGGCCAUUCGCGUUGAUUUUUUGGCAUCUUGUUUCAGCGUUCUAUGCUGUAGAUCCUAAUGGGGGUCAGAAAAUUGUUGCAGAACCAUAGCGAUGUCCUGCCAGCCAUAUCUGCUGGAGAUCAGCUCAGAUAAAUAUGGAUGAUCUCCAUAUAGUAUCUAUUUCCCCUGUUAGUCCACUCAAGAUUGAUGAACAGAAGGCACAUGGAGGGCCUAUUGUGGGUAGCAAUUGUUUGUUUAAAUCAGUUAACACUAGUAGCUUUCCAAGAUCUCAUUUUCUACGGCAAUCUUGCAAAAGUGGCUUUACAAACAAAACAAACAAGUGGAGAUUGCGUUCUAAUUCUUCAUCUCAAAAUCCAUUCAACAGUGGUGCAUCAGAUGGGUCUGCUGAGGUAUGCAAGGGAGAUAAAGCUGCUGAAAGAAAUUCAAAUAAGAAAACUAGAAAGAGGGGAAAGCGGAAUAAAAAUCUCCUGGGCAGUAAAGGCUUAACUGAGUAUGGAUAUGUAUGUGGAAAAUUGACGUCAGUCAGUGAAAAUACGCAUAGUUUUGGUCCGCCUGUAUAUAAAACUGAAUUGGCAGUUUCUCCACCAGAACCUUGUUGUAAUAGUAACAGUCAUCAGCCCAAAAAUAUUGAAAUAAUAAAUGGUCCAGCAAAAACAAAGGCAUUGACAUCCUAUGAAAAUCUGGUGGAGACAUCAAAAGCUUCAAACCUGUCUUCAUCUCAAAAUUUUAGUCAUGAAUCUCAUGCCUCUCAUUGCAAUGGACUCAAAAUUUUCAGUGGAGAGAGACAAUGUAUGCAUAAUAAAUCAAUCAGCUCCUUAGAUCAUCCUUGUUAUGCCAAGAUGAAUGACUCCCUUGUUUUGGAUUUCUUGUCACUUGGUUUAGAGAGUGAAGAAAGUUGUCCUGAAAAUUAUUUCAGGCUCUGCGAUGAAAAGAAUGAUGAUGCUGACAUUACAGAAUUGCCUCAUUACAUUAUCAGGAAACAGAUUUCUCCUGAAGAUAUGCUAAUUGGUAAUACUGAACAUUGUGAUGAUGCAGAGAACAUAGACAUAAUUAGGAAGGAUUCUAAUUGUGAAAGAAAUUUGCAUAAUCCAGGAAUGAAAGAGAAGCAUUUAAGAAAAGUUCCAAAGAACUUUAAUAUCUUCAGAAGAUGCAGUUUCAGAAAUUUAAAACAGCAUUCUGGGAAAGAAAGCAGUAAUUCUGUAUGGCAGAAGGUUCAGAGAAAUGAAGAUGAAUGCAGACCUAAGUUUGAAAAGGUAAACUCAGUGUGUUCAGAAUUUUUUGAUGAGACAGAAGAGGGUCCUGUAUAUAAAAAGGAUAGUAAUGUUGCUGAAUGUUACAUGCUCUUGAAACCUGAAAAUAAAAAUCAGACACAGCUCAAGACUUCUGGAAAGCUGAAAAGAAAAAUGAGCCCAGGUUCAAAGAAAGAGUACAUCUCUCACUGUUGGAAAUCAUUCCAUGCUGUAAAGAUUUCUUCAAAUUUUUAUUCAAAGACUAAUAUGCGACAGAAUGAAUUCUUGGAUUCUGCUCAAAUAAGCCAGAGAAAAGGUAAUGGUGUUUCCAAUGCACAUUCGAGUAACUGGUGUCCUAGGAUUGGACAUCGUCCUGCGAAAGUUGAUAUCGGUACAUUUAAACAUAUUCACCAUACUGAAAUGUCGUCAACUAAUUUGGAGGCAUGUGACCGAGUCUAUAUUGCUGUUUCUGAUUUGACAGAUCAACCUGCAGAAAAUCAAGUGAACUUGCUAUUCAAUUCAUGUGUCCCCCUUGGCCCGUCAGAGUUGCACAAGCAACUUUCUGGACUAAGCCUUCAUAUUCAUGUGGAUGAUGAAAAUGACAAGAGAGAGAAAGAAGUCCCUCUUGCAGUUGGUGGCAGGCAGGACGACGACUCUGCAGCUGUUUUAGAGGAAAGGAAAUCUAUUGGGGUUGGAGAUGCUGACGUUCAAGGUGUAAGUUGCAAUAGUUUGUCUAUUGGAGAGCUUCGUGAGUUAGCUGAUAAAAGCUUGAGUCCUGAAGUCAUUGCAGAAGAGAGAUUGGCUUCUAAUCCUUACCCUCUGGUUUUUUCAGAAAAUAUUGGAGUAACAUACAAUGAUCAGAGUUCUAACAACAUUAAUGAUUUACCUUUUGGAGAUGAACAUCAGGUUCAGAAGUCAAUGUAUAAAAGCACAUGCUUGCCUGCAGAGCGCAGUGGCAAUCAUGCUGGUGCAACAUGCUGGAUUCCUGAAAUCAGAAGCCAAAUUGUUUUUGAUUCUGAAAAUCAAUCAAACGACAUUGUUUCGUUAGUGAAUGGUGUCAUUGGUCACAACUAGCCUCUGAGGCUAUUGAGAUGGCUGCUGGUUGUCCGAUUCUGAAUUUGAAAGAUUUCUUCACUCGGCCUCUCCUAUUCUAUGUCCAUCUCAUGAUGUCUUCAGUGGUCAGACUUGCAAGGCCAAGCAGGUUGCUGGUAUAUCUGUGCAUAGGGAUGAGCCACUUAAUCUCUCUUUGGGGAGCUUGUGGCAGUGGUAUGAGAAGCCUGGUUGCUAUGGUCUGGAAGUAAUAGCUGAAGAUUGUGAAAAUUCAAAGAAAUUAGGAAUAGAUCAUUUUGAAUUUCAUGCCUAUUUUGUCCCAUCUUUAUCUGCUGUGCAGCUUUUCAGAAGAUACAUGCCUUGUCCUACAGGAAAGAGCGACGUGAUGACUGAAACUGUGACAGGCAAGCCACAAGAGAUGAAUGAAACUGUAAGAUUUGCUGGUGCCACGCUUAUUCCAAUAUAUUCCAUACUUGUACCUCAACAUCACACUGAAAACAAACCCAUUUUGCCACCACAAAAUCAUGUCUCUGACUCUCAGCCACCUUCAUCGUGCAAAAAGGAAAAUGAGAUUAAUCGACCUGUCGGAUCAAAUUUUGCUGAUGAUAUAGAGCUUCUUUUUGAAUAUUUUGAAUGUGAACAACCUCAACAAAGACGUCCACUGUUCGAAAUGAUAAAGGAGCUUGUUAGAGGUGAAGGACAUUCAAAAUGCAGAGCACGUGGAGAUCCCACUGUUCUAGAGCAGGUAUUCAGUUGCAUGGUAUCCCAUUUAUAGAAUACCUGAUGGCUCUCUUCGUGCAGCUUUCUUGACUUACCAUUCACUUGGCCAUUUGGUACGCAAAGACCCCAUACAUGAUUCGUCGGUGGAUACUUG
Messenger RNA from Olea europaea var. sylvestris, 3270 nucleotides. RefSeq lists its product as uncharacterized. Lineage: Eukaryota; Viridiplantae; Streptophyta; Magnoliopsida; Lamiales; Oleaceae. The transcript has 4 exons. Bases 252 to 2420 code for a protein of 722 amino acids. The record is from RefSeq and is a predicted model, not a curated record.